Anoplophora glabripennis (Asian longhorned beetle) is the source of this 4849-nucleotide messenger RNA. RefSeq names its product protein lingerer (gene lig). The transcript has 15 exons. The record is from RefSeq and is a predicted model, not a curated record. NCBI's taxonomy places the organism in Eukaryota, Metazoa, Arthropoda, Insecta, Coleoptera, Cerambycidae. Gene Ontology annotation, molecular function: protein binding. The coding region runs from base 281 to 3508 and encodes 1075 amino acids. Gene Ontology annotation, cellular component: cytoplasm; nucleus.
UUAAACUUUAGAAUACGAAGAAACAUUAAUUUCGUCAUAAUUAUUAGCUGUGUCAAUUUGAGAAUAUUUUAAAUGAUUACAAGUGAACCAUCUAUCACUAGUUUAUUUUCGAUUGUAUUUAUUUUUCAAGUCGUACCGUGUGAUUAAUUAUCCCGCCCUUACGGGGGCUGGAGGCCAUUUUGCCCAGUCACGUGACCUUUAGUGCGUUGUGGUUUGCAGAAUUAACACAUUCGUGCAGUAGAUUGUAAAUAGUAACUCUGUACAUACUGUACAAAAAAAGAUGAGCUCGAGUAAUCGGACCACCUCUAAAGGUGGUAAGGGGGCGAAGGCCGAUAAAUCUCACAAGUCAGACAAAUCAGAAAGUGGAAAAGGCAGUGGUGAAAAACAGCAACAUAGAGACGCAAAUUCCAAAGGUGAGGACCCCAGUAUUAAAGAUAAAGUUAAACAGCUGAUUGAAAUGUCGCAUAGGUCCGAAGAAGAAGUAUGUUUGGCACUUCAUGAGUGUGACAAUGAUAUAAAUUUGGCGAGUAACAUGCUUUUUGAAAAUAUGGGCACUGGUAAGUGGGAAACGCGCGUCAAGAAGAAAAAGAACAGACAAGCCUCUGCGGGAAAACAGGAAAAACAGGACGAUACGGUAGCCGUGGACGAUUGGAACGACACCAACCAGACAGGUGGCUCGGGUGACAAGGAGAAAGGGCGCAAUAAAAGCGGGGGUCCCCCUCGUCUGCAUGGCCGUCACAACGACAGCCGUGGCUGGCGCGGUCGAGAGAGGCAAGAAAACGAGCGUAACCUGGACGACGGCGGUCGUCCCGACUUCCAGCGGGACAGAGACCGCCGUGGUAGGCAGUCCUCGACGAGAGGAGGCGGGGGCGGAAGGGGCAGAGGCGGGGGCCGGGCUGGGGGCCGGUAUCCACCUAGGGGCAAUAGGAGCAACUCCUACAGCAAGCCUAUUGACACCUGGGACAACAGUACUGCUAUUGCCGCUAAUCAUAAUGCAGAAGAAACGUGGGAUGAGUUCCCGGGCACUGACGAGUGGUCAACGGAGGAGUACCAAGGUAGCCUAGCCGACACCAAGGUGUUCACGCCUAGCAUCCAGCCCGCCCUGGAUUCUAUCGCGGAGCCUCCGACCAACCAGCCUCCGGUCGACGCCACGCUGUCUGGCCAGCAGCUCGGCCAGUCCCUGCAGAUGGGACAACCGUCAGUACAAAUGCCGUCUCAGAGCCCCGUGCCUAUGGUCGGUACCCUGACGGCCGCGCAAACGCAGUAUUUCUCCCAGCUGCAGCAGAACAGCGACAGCUUAAACAAGCAGUAUGCCCAGAGCCAGACUUUCCAGAGCCAGCCGUACGACAAGGGUCAGACGCAGUACAGCAGCACCACCUCGCAGCCGUACAGCAACACCCAGCCGUACUUGAACCAGACCAAUACCUACGCCACUAGCGCGUACCAGCCGGUGAACAAUAGCUAUAAUAGCACGCAGGAGCAGAUGCCCGCGCAGCAGCCCACCAGGACAAAGACGCAGAGGGCCCGUGUGCCUCCUCCAUCCAAGAUACCUGCUAGUGCCGUAGAGAUGCCUGGCGACUUGAACAGCAUCGGAUACUUAGACGUGCAAUUCGGGGCAAUGGACCUCAUCGAUCCCAACGCAUCUUUCGAGGGCAAUAUAGACGGCAAGUACGGCAAUACCCAGUCGAACAACAUCGACACGCCUGCCGCUACGCCUGCAAGCAACUUGGAUCUCAGUACCUCUAACCAGAAUUCGAACCUGGAUGCAUACUCUCCUAAGAACAAUACACAAAGCAGUAUUAGCUCUGCGUUGUCACAGAGCCUGUCGAACACUGAUAGCAUUCCACAGCCGACCAGCGAGCAUCUGACGGGAAGUUACAACACCGCGCCGAGGAGCACGCAAGUUAGCUCGACGACGGUGCCGGUUUCGGUGGGGUCGUCGGGUCUGGAGCUGUCCAAGCAGCCGGAGAGUCACUCGUACUCGCAGUCGUCCACGUACAAUUCCUAUCAGUCCAAGCCGAACACUUACAACUCCUCGAGUUACAGUGCCACUCAGACAACUGCAAGCUCGUACGUGUCCAACCAGUCUAGUAGCUAUGUAAAUAAUCAGUCGGGCAAUUACAACCCGCCCAGCGGUAACAGCUACCAGAAUGCGUACUCCUCCAACAGUUCGUAUCAGUCCAACUCGAACUCCGGGGGAUUCCCCUCAAUAAGCCAGGCCAACGCGUACCCCUCUAACAAUCAGUCCUAUCCCCAGAAUACUAGUCAGUCGGUAUACGGUGCUAAUUCAGGAUUGAACAAUAGCUCAAACUAUGGAAACACCUCUACGAGUCAAUACAACAGCUACAGCUCGGGGAACAGUCACAAGUUAGUCAAGGACAAUGCUUACGACAACAGCUCGAGUACGGCGAGCAGCAGUCAGACCACGACGACCAGCAACGUUACGUCUUCGGCUGCGCUGUCGCUCGCCCAGACCACGGUCAGCGGCAGCAAGACCACGACAUUAGGUAAGGCGGCUAAGAAUUCAAGUAGUGUGGUUUCUAACAUACCGCCGGGUGUCGCUCCGGUUAUGAGUACGCCGUACAUUAUGGGGCAAGUGCCGUAUUUCCAGCAACCGGUUUACUCUUAUGAAGAGAUGCAGUUGUUGCAGCAGAGACUUCCCCACAUGACGACUCCCUACUAUGACAUGAGUUAUCAGACUCCAACGACGCUGGCCGCGGUGCGGGACGCCACCCUGGGCAAUGUUGGUUACUCGAUCUCAGAUGGAAGGUACACGAGGGGCGACAACAACGCCUCGCCGGUCCCGUCCACGCUCUCCCAACAGACCAGCACGCUCACCCAAGGACACCAGGCCCAGCCCAUACUGGCGGGGACGGCGCCACCGUACUUCUUUGCCACGGCGUUUAAUACAAUAGCGCCGAAUUACCAAUUCGGGACUAUGUACACACAACUACCAGCGGCCACCAAUGCACACGGGUCGAGUAACAGCAACCAGUACCCGAAACCUGGGACGUACGGGUCAGGAUACGGCAGUUACGACGCUCUGAACCAGUCGCAGGAUUACACCAAGGGAGGUUAUGUUGGUAACACGCAAGGCCAGAAGGGUAGCGGGGCUAAUGCGUCUUCGACCGGGUCAGCGGGCAACGAUCUAUCUGCCAUGUACGGGAAGUCUCACACAGCUUUGGGAAAGGUCAAUUCGUACGAAAAACAAGGUUUCCAUUCGGGCACUCCGCCGCCUUUCACCGGAGCCCUCCAUGGAAGCCAAAAUGCUGGGCUGGCUCCUAGCGGUACGGGCUUCGCCCCUCCGGUUUACAUCCCUACGAUGGCCCCCCAUCAGCAGCACCAUUCGACUCACUUGAUGCAACAGCCUCUCCAUCAGAUGGAUGUCAGGCACCAAGGCCGACGCGUGGAUUCCGGUAACACUGGCGGACAACGUUCUCAGGCUUCGAACCAGGCUAAAGCUGGAGCAAAGCAACCUUACCAAGCGUCCUACUGGAACCAAGCCUAAGAUGAAUUUUCCAAAAUGGCUGCUCACUACUUCGCCCCUUCUCCAAAUAUAUGAAACUAGUUGAUUAUUUAGUUGUUACUACCUUAGCUUAUAAUUAUUGUAUUUUAUAAAAAAAUGUGUGAAGCGUCAUAAAUUAUUUUCUUUAUUGUAUUUAUUUCCGCCGCCGAUCUAUUGAUCGACAGCCCUAUAUUAUAUUAUCGACUUUAUGUGAAAUAAAUAGAGACCUGUACGAUAUUUUUUUACAUUGAUUUGUCAAGUUUUAUUUUGCGUAAAGUCUACCGAUUGAGUACAGAUCUUCCACAGUUUUUUUUUAGAUAUAGAAUAGUUUUUUUUUUAGUUAAAUCUUUGUGCAAUCUUAUUUGGACUGUGGAACUUGGAAAAAUAAUUGAAUUUCUUUUCGGCCAGUCAGUAAUGUUAAUUGCUUACGUUUGCUCCUUUAUUAUAAAUAAUGAUUUUUUUUUUUCAUUUUGUAUUAUACAUUCUUUUUUUUAAUCAUUUGUAGUUAUUUUUAGCUUUUGUAACCUUGUUAAGGCGAAGUUAAUGGGCUGGUUGAAACUGCGACAGAUAGAAGUCAAUUUACAUCAUUUUUAUUAAUCAGACUUUUUUAUGCCUACAAUUUCCCAACAUUGUCAGAUUUGGUUAAAUAUUAAUUGCAUUAUGAAAUUUAAAGGUAAUAUACAUUUAGUUUUUGUUGUGUAUGUUUUAGUUCAAAGUUUUUCGCAUCGUGGUCCCGUUUAUGGUGAGUUGACAAUUUUUAUAAGUUUGUGUUCCCAAUAGAACCCCAAUUAUUAUUAAUUUAUGAAACGGUGAAUGUAUUUUUGUUAAUUUUUUAAGAAGAGAUACAUACAAAGGUCAAUGACGACUAUUCGGAAGCUUCUAAAUAUUAAGUAUUAUACAUUUUGUACAAUAAUUAAAAAUGUAUUGCACCUCUUUGUGUAUCUUUCGAAUACUAUUAAGUUUUUGACCAUACUUUUUAUUUUUAUUGUAAGAGAAUUACCCGAUACGCUUUAUUGACAUUGCUUUUUUAAGCGAGCAUUUUCGAGAUCCUUUCACGUCUUGCCCAAUGUGUACCCCUAACCUCACUGUAAAUCCACAAUUUUAAGAUCGUUAAUAUUAAGAUACGCGAUUUGUUGUUCAGCAUUUAAUAUAUACGGGAUGUCCGGGAAAUACGAGCCAAAACUUGUGCUCUUAAAAAUAACUUCCCGAAACACUUUUUUAAAAGCUCAAUAUUAACGGAGUUACAUAACCCGAAGUACUUCUUUAAAUUCAUAUUUUACAAUCACUUUUUGCUAGUUCUCUUCCAAAUUUGGUAAAUUUAUUAUCGGAACGAACUACACUUAC